AUGGCGGACCGCCCUGAGGAAUGCGCAUUACAAUUAGAUGAUUAUUUUGAAUGUUUGCAUCAUACCAAAGAGUGCGAGUUGACACUCAACGCAUUAGUUUUACUUAAUAAAACGACAGAGCUAUAUGGACCGCUAGUUUGCAAAUGCCGAAAAUGGAUAGUAGAACAAGAUUGA
Messenger RNA from Dentiscutata heterogama, 174 nucleotides. The record is from the annotation of a GenBank genome assembly. Lineage: Eukaryota; Fungi; Glomeromycota; Glomeromycetes; Diversisporales; Gigasporaceae.